Molecule: messenger RNA, 993 nt
Organism: Toxorhynchites rutilus septentrionalis
Lineage: Eukaryota; Metazoa; Arthropoda; Insecta; Diptera; Culicidae
Gene: Vps37B
Product: vacuolar protein sorting-associated protein 37C
Exons: 3
Coding region: 138-806 (222 amino acids)
Biological process (GO): ubiquitin-dependent protein catabolic process via the multivesicular body sorting pathway; protein targeting to membrane; protein targeting to vacuole
Cellular component (GO): ESCRT I complex
Source: RefSeq, a predicted model, not a curated record
AUGUCAUCAAGUGAAUAACAAAACAAGUUGAUUGAGAGUUUUUAGUUAUGUUCUAGGAUAAAUAAAAGGGAAAAUAUUUAUAUAUUUCACUUGAAUAGUCAUAUUUUUGCUGUAUUGUAGUUGAAAAUCAAUUACAAAUGUAUCAACAAUAUUUAAACCAGGCAGUUCGCACGCUGCAAAACCUUAGUUCUGACGAGCUGAAGGAUUUACUGAAUGAUGACGAUAAAUUAGAGGAACGAGUUAAUCAAGCCGUCGAGGCACUGGAAUUAGAGAAGGAUGUAUUGCUCGGGCAGAACCGUAGCUUAGCCGACAGUAAUUUGGAAAGAGAACCGAAACUGAUUGAACUCCGCUCUAGAGUGAACGAUCUUUCCGAAAAAGGAGAGACAAUAGCAAACUCAGUUAAAUCAAAGUCGAGUGAUUUGAUGUCACAAUCUAAAAAUACGAACCCAGAAACAGUUUUAGCCUUAUUACAGACAGCUGCAGCUGAAUGCGAGGAAGAAUCUGAGAGAAUUGUUAAACAAUUACUCGAUAAUGACAUUACUAUUGAUGCAUAUCUAGAACAGUUUAUGAAUUCUCGCAAGACAAUGCACAGUAGGAAACUGAAGGCAGAGAAAAUGACCGAAUUACUCCGUAGUAAAACAAAUCAGUACCGACCCGGAGCUGUGACUGGUUCUCAUGCAUCACCUUAUCCAUCUCAGGUCAGUGGAUUCUAUCCACCGAUACAUCAGCCAGCAACCGGUGCAGUACCGUACCCUAUUGGACCUAUUUCAAUGCCAAUGCCAGGAAUGUUUGGACCACCGUAUUGAUAGGUCUUAUUGGAGACAUUACAUUUGUCCCGAAUGUAGCAUUACUGGUUUUAUGGUUGUUCGCCGAAAUUACAUAAAUUCAAUGUGACAUCCAAGAUACAUAUAUACAUAAAAUGAGACGUUGUCGCAAUUAACUGUUUUCGCUUUGAAUUCUUAUCCACUUUUCAAUUAUAAUGUGAUACUUUAU